Aspergillus steynii IBT 23096 is the source of this 1023-nucleotide messenger RNA. RefSeq names its product glycoside hydrolase family 43 protein. Gene Ontology annotation, molecular function: hydrolase activity, hydrolyzing O-glycosyl compounds. The record is from RefSeq and is a predicted model, not a curated record. Bases 1 to 1023 code for a protein of 340 amino acids. Gene Ontology annotation, biological process: carbohydrate metabolic process. The transcript has a single exon. NCBI's taxonomy places the organism in Eukaryota, Fungi, Ascomycota, Eurotiomycetes, Eurotiales, Aspergillaceae.
AUGUCUAUCCCACCCCUGAUCAACCACAUCUACACCGCGGACCCCUCCGCCCACGUCUUCAACGACCGAAUCUACAUCUACCCCUCGCACGACCGCGAAUCCACCAUCCCCUUCAACGACAACGGCGACCAAUACGACAUGGCCGACUACCACGUCUUCUCGCUCGACGUCCCCGGCGACCCCGCCUCCGUCACCGACCACGGCGUCGUCCUCUCCACCCCCGACGUCCCCUGGGCCUCGAAGCAGCUGUGGGCUCCCGACGCGGCGUCCCGCAACGGGAAGUACUACCUGUAUUUCCCGGCGAGGGACCACGAGGGCGUGUUUCGGAUUGGGGUUGCGGUGGGGGAGAGGCCGGAGGGGCCGUUUAGUGCCGAGAGGGAGUAUAUCAGGGGCAGUUAUAGUAUUGAUCCGGCGGUGUUUGUGGAUGAGGUGGAGGGCGGGGGCGAUGGGAGGGGGUAUUUGUAUUUCGGGGGGAUUUGGGGUGGGCAGUUGCAGUGUUGGUCGAGGGGAGGCUCAUCGUCAGGAGACGGGCAAGGGGAGUGGGAAUUCGACGCCUCGAAGACCGGACCGCAGGAGCCUGCCGGGGCUGGGGAGAAGGCGCUGUUUCCUCGUGUGGCGCGCCUCAGCGAGGAUAUGUUGUCGUUCGACACCGAUGUGAAGGAGCUGCAGAUCCUGGAUGAGGCCGGGGCCCCCAUCGCGGCGGAUGAUCAUGACAGACGCUUCUUUGAGGCUGCCUGGAUGCAUAAGUAUAAUGGGACUUACUACUUCAGCUACUCGACGGGCGAUACGCAUUAUCUGGCGUAUGCGACGGGGAAGAGUCCCUGGGGUCCGUUCACGUAUCGUGGUCGUAUCCUGGAGCCGGUGCUGGGAUGGACGACGCAUCAUUCGAUCGUGGAGUUUCGGGGCCGUUGGUAUUUGUUCUAUCAUGAUUGCGAGCUGUCCGGGGGUGUGAGUCAUUUGAGGAAUGUCAAGAUGAGGGAGAUCGGGUACGAUGAGAAGGGGGAGAUUUAUUUGAAGGAGUAG